CACGGCCGGUGUCGCGCUGUGGUCUGUGCCGGUGGUGAGAGUCGUAGGCCGGACUCGGGGAGACCCAGGAAGCCUAGCCAUGGAUCCUGUGGCCAUUGAAGAUGUGGCUGUGAACUUCACCCUGGAAGAGUGGGCUUUACUGGAUACUCCACAGAAGAAACUGUAUAGAGAUGUGAUGAAGGAAACCUUCAGGAACCUGGACUCAAUAGGCCAAAACUGGGAAGAUCAUUACAUUGAAGAUCUGUACAAAAGCCAGGGGAGAAAACUAAGAAGUCAAAUGGUAGAAAGACACUAUGAAAGUAAAGAGGGCAAUCAACAUGGAGAAAAUUUCAGCCUUACCCCAAAUCUCAGUCUGAACAAGAAAACUACUGGAGUGAAGCCACCUAAAUGCAGUAUAUGUGGAAAAGUCUUCAUGCAUUAUUUUUCCCUUAAUAUGCAUAUCCGAGGUCACAGUGGACACAAACCAUAUGAAUAUCUGAAAUAUAGAGAGAGGCCAUAUAAAUGUAAGGUGUGUGGGAAAGCUUAUAUUUCUUCAAGUUUAUUUCAAAUACAUCAAAGGAAGCACACUGAAGAGAAAACCUAUACUUGUAAGGAAUGUGGGAAAGCCUUCCGUUUUCUCACCUCCUUUCAAAUACAUGAAAGGGUUCACACAGGAGAAAAGCAAUACGAAUGUGAGGAAUGUGGAAAACCCUUCAUGUGGCUCACAAGCUUUCGAAGACACAUGGCCAUGCACACUGGAUAUGGACCUUAUAAAUGUAAGCAAUGUGGAAUGGUCUUUAGAUAUCAUCAGGCUUUUCAAACACACGAAAGGACUCACACAGGAGAUAAAGCCUAUGAAUGUAAGCAAUGUGAUAAAGCUUUCAAUUCUCAACGAGGUUUCCAAAUACAUCAAAGCUAUCACAAAGGAAAGCACCCCUAUGUAUGUAAACAAUGUGGAAAAGUUUUUAGAUAUCAUCAUACUCUUCAAGCACAUGAAAAGAUUCACACAGGAGAGAAACUCUAUAAAUGUAAGCAGUGUGGUAAAGUUUUCAAUUCUCAUCGAGGUUUCCAAGUACAUGAAAGAUAUCACAAAGGAGAGAAACCCUAUGAAUGUAAGAAAUGUGGUAAAGCUUUCAGUUCUCACCAAGGUUUUGAAAUGCAUGUAAGAAAUCACAAGGGAGAGAAACCCUAUGCCUGUAAGGAAUGUGGUAAAAGUUUUAGUUGUUAUCGAGGUUUCCAAUUACAUGAAAGAAAUCACAAUGGAGAGAAACCCUAUAAAUGUGAAUGUGGUAAAGCUUUUGUUUAUUACUAUGCCUUACAAUUACACAAAUCAACUCAUACUGCAGAGAAAUCCUAUGAAUGCAAGGAAUGUGGGAAAGUCCUCAGUAACCACAAAUGCUUAAAGAGACACGAGAAAUUGCACACAGGAGAGAAAUCCUAUAAAUGUAAGCAAUGUGGGAAAGCUUUCAUGCAUCUGUCAGGAUUUCGGACACACAUGAAAAUGCAUGCAGGAAAUAGACCUUAUCAAUGUAAGGAAUGUGGGAAGGCUUUCAUUUACCCAUCAGGUGUUAGAGCACACAUGAUGCAAGUACAUGUUGGAAAUAGGCCUUAUCAAUGUAAGGAAUGUGGGUUAGCAUUUUAUUUUCCCAGUUCAUUACGCAGGCAUGAAAUGACUCACACUGGAGAGAAACCCUGUGAAUGUAAACAAUGUGGUAAAACCUUCAGAGAUCACAGUUAUUUAAAAAUACAUGAAAGAAGUCAUACUGGAGAGAAACCCUAUAAAUGUAAGCAUUGUGGUAAAGCUUUUAUUUCUCAGCUAGGUUUCCAAGUACAUGAAAGAAGUCACACUGGAGAGAAACCAUAUGAAUGUGAAGAAUGUGGGAAAUCCUUCGGUUAUCCCAGUUCCUUCCGAAGGCAUAAAAAGACUCACAGUAAAAGUCCUGCUGAAUGUAAAUAGCAUAGGAAAGACUUCAGUCGAUCCACAUCCUUACAUGUGGGGUGGGGGUAGAUAUAAAUAUAUGAGUAACAUGAGAAAGCUCGAUGGAAAUUAAUCCAUGUGUAAUGUUCUAGAAAACUUUCAACAUGAAAGUUAUUAUAAACUAGAGGCCUGGUGCACAGAGUCAUGCAUUGGUGGAGUCCCUUGGUCUAGCCUGCGGGGAUCGGGCCAAAAUUAGCUCUCUGAAAUCCCUUGAGGAGUCCCAGAUUGUGAGA
Myotis brandtii (Brandt's bat) is the source of this 2190-nucleotide messenger RNA. RefSeq names its product zinc finger protein 709. The record is from RefSeq and is a predicted model, not a curated record. Gene Ontology annotation, biological process: regulation of DNA-templated transcription. Lineage: Eukaryota; Metazoa; Chordata; Mammalia; Chiroptera; Vespertilionidae. The transcript is spliced from 5 exons. The coding region runs from base 80 to 1936 and encodes 618 amino acids.